UCACAAAGCAUAGUAAUCACUUAAGAAAAUCUACUUUUUUUUGGCUCAACAUUUUAAUAUGGCCUCAAAAGCUUUGUCUUCCAUUGCCCUCUUCUUAUGCUUCAACAUAGUGUUUUUCACUACGGUGAGUUCACAUUCCGCCCCAUGCCCCCCACCACCAUGUAGCGCAUGUACUCCACAGUCGCCUAGCCAUGGUGGUCAACACGGAGGGAACCCACCGAUGUCCCCAACACCACUUACCCCAGGGUCGCCUAGCCAUGGUGGUCAACACGGAGGGAACCCACCUAUGUCCCUAACACCACCAUCUAAAGGAAACUGCCCCAUUGAUAUUCUAAAGUUGGGGGCAUGUGCCAAUGUGUUGAGUGGCUUGCUCGGAGCUGUUAUUGGAAGCCCACCAAAAAGCCAAUGUUGCAGUCUUCUUCAAGGUCUGACCGACCUUGAUGCAGCAAUUUGUCUUUGCACCGCCAUUAAAGCUAAUAUAUUGGGGAUUAAUUUGAAAGUCCCUAUAUCUUUGAGUUUGUUGCUCAAUCAAUGUGGCAAAAGGGAUACAUCCGGCUUCCAAUGCAAUUAAAUUUGGUCAUCACGUACGAUCUUAAAAACUAUUUCCCUACUUAAGCCAUAAAUUAAUGUCAUUAUGUUACUGUUUUAUUCAUAUGCGCAUACUUAUUGUAUUUGAUUAAUACAUACUUCGUAGUAUUUUUUAGGCACAAGUUGAUUUUGUUGGUGAUCGGGCUAGAUACGCCCUUAUUGGUUGGAUCACCUUCACACCAGAAAUUGUUGUAAUUUUGUCAUUUAUAUAUAUAAUAAAAGAAAAUUUA
Molecule: messenger RNA, 818 nt
Organism: Spinacia oleracea (spinach)
Lineage: Eukaryota; Viridiplantae; Streptophyta; Magnoliopsida; Caryophyllales; Amaranthaceae
Product: pEARLI1-like lipid transfer protein 1
Exons: 1
Coding region: 59-571 (170 amino acids)
Source: RefSeq, a predicted model, not a curated record